This is a messenger RNA of Marchantia polymorpha subsp. ruderalis, 1806 nucleotides long. NCBI's taxonomy places the organism in Eukaryota, Viridiplantae, Streptophyta, Marchantiopsida, Marchantiales, Marchantiaceae. The record is from the annotation of a GenBank genome assembly.
GCUAUAUAUACAUCUCUCUCUAUAUUCGGUAGCAAGUACGGAUACACCAGUCACAGAGUCGACAGCCGCAACUACUACCCAUCAUCUCCUUCUCAGGUCUCGAUCCAGAGCCGAAGGCCGAAGCUGCCCGCGCGAGAACCGCACCGAAUCUGUGUUCGUAUUUCGAGAAAUACGUUCCCAGGCGUCGGAUCCACCACUGGCACUACGGCUCGUGGCCACUACAAUCGGGAUUUGACACGAGCAGUCGAUAAGUCAACAUGUUUGCUCCUCGGUAAGAUAGAUCGAUACGCGGAAAACCAAUCGUAGCAUGUAGAGAGCAGAGUGAUGUUUAUGGAGAUUGUCUGAAUGAACGAACAUGUCGAGGACCGCAAUUGAUGCUCAUUAUGUCCAAGAAAUCAAGAGUUAGAUCAUUCGUUUGGCCGAGCUCGAGAGGUGAAUGUGCUUGCGAGGUGGUCCUUACAUGAGCUGCAGCAAUGACGAUUAAUUGGAAGAAUGUCCAGAGGCUAUCCUCUGAUGUUUUGCGGAGACGUGUCGGUCAUGCUGCCCGGCAAUGCACUCGGAGCUUUUCUUCUGCACCAGGUAUCGAACAAAGAUUGGUCGGCCAGGUAGCCGUCAUAACCGGGGGCGCGAGCGGGAUCGGAGCGGCGACGGCGCGAAUGUUCACUCGCCACGGCGCACGAGUGGUCAUCGCCGACAUUCAGCCUUCGCUCGGGGAGAAGCUGCUGAAGGAGCUGGGGCCGCAGGCAGAGUACGUGGAAUGCGACGUGCGCAAGGAGGAGGACAUCGAGAAGGCCAUAAGCAAGGCGUACGAGCUGGAGAAUCGGCUCGACGUGGUUCACAGCAACGCGGGCAUAAUCGGAUGCGUCGGCCCCAUCGACGAGGUUCGCAUCGACGAGUACGACGCGACCAUCGCCGUCGACCUGCGCGCCGCAGUCAUCGCAGUGAAGCACGCGGUCCGCUUCAUGAAGCCCCAGAAGCGCGGCAGCAUCGUCAUCACCGGCAGCGUGGCCUCCGUGCGAGGAGGCAUGGGCCCCCACGGCUACACCGUCGCGAAGGCCGGGCUGCUGGGAUUGGUGAACUCCUGCGCCGCCGAGCUCGGCCAACACAACAUCCGCAUCAACAUGAUCUCGCCCGAGCUCGUGUCCACGCCGCUGGCAGCUUUCGCUCUCGCGGCUCUGGCAGAAGGCGGCAGCCAGUCCGUCACCGUCGACGACAUCGACCGCAUCGUGAAGCAGAACUCCAUGCUCCCCGACAGGCUUCUCACCCACCUCGACAUCGCCAACGCUGCUCUCUUCCUGGCUUCUGACAUGGGAGGCUACAUCAGCGGGCACAACCUCGUCGUCGACGGGGGAAAGACCGCAGCCCACGUCCUGCAGGCCGGCGGAAACCAUUGGUCCACCAAAUACAUGCCCAUGGUUGCCGAGAAUGGUAAGAGGGGAUUAUAGCGUAGUCUUCAAACAUCAUGAUUUUGCAAACUUUGUCAACGGAAGGGAUGUAGAAGGCCUUCAUGAUACCCCGUAAUAGAACUGUGUCGAUAUGAAAAAUCAUAUCAUACAGUCAUCAUUGACUAGGGGAGUUGGUUCAUGAAAGGGGUUUCAAACUCCUGUGUGGCUAAAUUUUAUCAUCCCUUUAGAUCUUCUUUCACAUAAGAUUCUAUUUCAAUCUCAUGUGGAUGUACAAGUAGGAUUGGGUCAGAUCAAAUUUUCCUAUGAUGUAGAUUAAGAUCUAUUUGUGAACUAGGUUCAUGUUUUGUAUGUAAAUUGGUGGAAUAAUUUACUUUAUGGAAUAAAAGUGGAACAUGUAUAG